UUCACAAAUCCUCCACCUGUGUGCAGCGCUAACCGUAAACCAUCCCGGUGCCAUGAGAGAGAAUUAGGAUUAGACGAAAAAAAAAAAAAAACCAUAAAUACGCCGUCAAACGCGUUGACACAGGCAGUUAAAAUAUGCAAAAAUAUGAGAAGCUAGAAAAAAUCGGGGAAGGAACAUACGGUACCGUAUUUAAAGCGAAGAACCGUGAAACGCACGAAAUCGUAGCCCUGAAAAAAGUCCGAUUGGAUGAAGAUGAUGAAGGUGUUCCAUCCUCUGCCCUACGAGAGAUUUGCCUCCUCAAAGAGUUGAAACACAAGAAUAUCGUUCGUCUUUACGACGUUCUUCAUAGUGAUAAGAAACUGACUCUAGUCUUUGAGCAUUGCGAUCAAGAUCUUAAGAAGUACUUCGACAGUCUCAAUGGAGAGAUUGACUUGGAUGUCGUCAAGUCAUUUCUGUACCAGUUAUUGCGUGGACUGGCGUUUUGCCACAGCCACAAUGUUCUUCACAGGGACCUUAAGCCACAGAAUUUGCUCAUUAACAAGAACGGAGAGCUGAAAUUAGCCGAUUUUGGAUUGGCCAGAGCGUUUGGAAUACCAGUAAAAUGUUACUCUGCAGAAGUAGUAACUUUGUGGUACCGUCCACCAGACGUCUUGUUUGGAGCAAAAUUGUACACGACAUCCAUUGAUAUGUGGAGUGCAGGGUGUAUAUUUGCUGAAUUAGCAAAUGCUGGCAGACCACUAUUUCCGGGAUCAGAUGUUGAAGAUCAGUUAAAACGAAUCUUUAAAAUGCUGGGCACUCCGACCGAAGAAACAUGGCCCGGAUUGACUACGUUGCCUGACUAUAAAUCGUUCCCUCCGUAUCCAACAUUAGGUGGAUUACCCCAAUUUGCGCCAAAGUUAAACUCUAGAGGCAAAGAUUUGCUGCAGAGAUUAUUAGUUUGUAAUCCGGCAUUACGUUUAUCUGCUGACGAGGCGAUGGCACACUCGUAUUUUGCAGAUUUAAAUCCAGCUGUGAAGAACGAUCGCUGUCAAUAGCUGGUUGGCUUUAUUUACGAUUCAUAUUCUUGACACUCCAGUAAUGAUAUAUUUCUUAUAUAUGAACGUGCAAUAAUCUAGUUAUGUGUAAUAGGAUAAUGUCUUGUGUUGUUUAGGUAUACCUGCGUGUGGACUUGUGUGUGUGUGUGUGUGUGUGUGAGUAUGUAUGUGCUUCUCUGCAUAUAUAUAUUUAAUGUACGUGCGUAUGCAUAUUAUUUAUGAAUAUACAAUUAUAGUUAAGGUAUAAAAUAAUAAG
Messenger RNA from Diprion similis, 1290 nucleotides. It is a transcript of the gene Cdk5, whose product is annotated as cyclin-dependent-like kinase 5. The record is from RefSeq and is a predicted model, not a curated record. The transcript is spliced from 7 exons. NCBI's taxonomy places the organism in Eukaryota, Metazoa, Arthropoda, Insecta, Hymenoptera, Diprionidae. Gene Ontology annotation, molecular function: ATP binding; cyclin-dependent protein serine/threonine kinase activity. Bases 135 to 1034 code for a protein of 299 amino acids. Gene Ontology annotation, cellular component: nucleus; cytoplasm. Gene Ontology annotation, biological process: protein phosphorylation; synaptic vesicle transport; axonogenesis.